AUGGCAAACAAGGCUUAUUUGGAAUUUGCAGAGGUUGGGAAGCCUGAAGGUCUCUCGAAUUCGUCUCAGGUUGCAGAUAGAGACUCCCCCCCUCAAGUCUGGAUUGUACCUCCAACAGGUAUUACAAAGAUAAACUACGAUGCUGCUCUCCCGCAAGACAAUGCAAAGGGUGGUCUGGGAUUGGUUUUGCGAGAUCAUGCUGGAGAACUGCUGGCUGUUCGUGCUGCUCUGCGGCUGGCUCUUGAGUUAGGUCUCAAGCAGGUUCAAGUUGAGUCGGAUUGUAGAGAGGCUGUGAACUAUAUCUUGGAUCACUCGUGUAUAGCCCCUAUCGAUUCAGCUGUGGUGCUUGGUGAUAUUUGGAAGCUCUCUACUUCCUUUUCUUCUAUUUCUUUUCACUGUAUUUCUAGGGCUAUUAAUGGUGUUGCCGAUGCCCUAGCCAGGAAAGCCCUGUCAUUGGUGUGUUUGAUAGAUUGGCCUCUUUCUACUCAGUGGCUUCAUGAGCUCUGUUCUCGUGAAGCUGCUGCUUGUACACACCCCCUUUCUCAGUAA
Messenger RNA from Telopea speciosissima, 549 nucleotides. RefSeq lists its product as uncharacterized. Gene Ontology annotation, molecular function: RNA-DNA hybrid ribonuclease activity; nucleic acid binding. Bases 1 to 549 code for a protein of 182 amino acids. The record is from RefSeq and is a predicted model, not a curated record. Lineage: Eukaryota; Viridiplantae; Streptophyta; Magnoliopsida; Proteales; Proteaceae. The transcript is spliced from 2 exons.